UUGGAUUCGCGUCGCCCUCUCUCUCUGUCUGUGAGGCUUCUUGUUUCCGCUGCCGUUCGCGAGAGCAAUAGCGAUAAGAGCAAACGGGAGUGGGAGGAUAAAAUAAACAAGAAAGAAGAGGAAAGGAACCCUCGGAAUCUGCGAUUCCUUGUUCUUUGGUAUCCCCGAAUCGAUGGAAGAUUUAAUUCGCUGAAGUCUGGAACAAUUAAUUGCUUGUCAAGUCAUCAAGUUUUCGAGUUUCCGUAUGUUAUAGCCUGGCAGCAAUUCUUAGCCACAAAUAAGCACAUAAGCAGGCUGUAAAAAGUUUUAGCAAAUGGAUCGCAAUGAUACAUCGGGUUUUGUUAGUGGAGGUUGCACUGGCCUUUCUUGAGUCUGAGCAUAUGACACAUCCUUGGAAGUUAGGCAACUGGUUCACUUGUAUGCAAAUUUUGCUAUAAUUCUAUUUUGCCAACAUCUUUAUGGAUAACAGGCAUGGUCAUUUCGGGCUCAGUUUAAACUUCUCGUCUAGAAAUGAUUUCAAGGAUUUGGCUCAAUAUCAUACUGACACCUCAUUAUGGAUUGGCUCUUCUCACUCUAGUUUGGAUGCUCUGAAAUUGAAAGGGACAAAGAGGAAGUUCUGUGAUGUAUAUGACAGUGGUAUUGAAGCUUCUUCACUGACACUUGGCUUAGGUCGGCCAGUAAGUUCUUCAGACAGCAGCAAGAAGAGCUCUGCAACAGCUUGUACCAUGUCUUCAGCCAGGGAAACAGAUGAAGGUUCAUCCAUGGAUCUUGGACUAAAUUUUGAUCUCAACCUAGGUAAUGAAAAUAUAGUUAGCUCAAAAAAACCUUAUCCUGAUGUUCCAAAGGCUAAAGUUGAUCUCCAGUUGAGUUUAUCAAUAGGUGGAUCCAACUCUAUUGUUACUAGUGUGACUCCAGUUUCAAAUGAUAACUAUAUUUUAGAAGGAUCAACUUCAUCUCUCCAGUGUGGUAGCAGACUAUUGCCAUAUUUAGGUAGCAACAGCAAACAUGAUAUUAUAUUCCCUGACAAAGCAUUCUCUAAUGCAUCUACUCAAGCUGGACCGUCAGAUGCCUCUUUAUCAGUAAUCAUCCAACCACAGAAAAGUUCAGAUGCCACUUCUAAGUUAACUCAAACUCAACAACGCUAUAUUAACACUAAAAAUUGUCAGUUUCUAGGAUGUUCUAAAGGAGCUAGAGGCGCUUCUGGUCUGUGCAUAGCCCAUGGUGGUGGCCGGAGGUGCCAAAAAGCUGGUUGUCAGAAGGGAGCUGAAGGAAGGACCAUCUUCUGCAAAGCUCAUGGUGGUGGUAAGCGAUGCCAACACCUUGGCUGCACCAAGAGUGCUGAAGGUCGCACGGACUAUUGCAUUGCCCAUGGUGGUGGCCGUCGUUGCAGCCAUGAAGGCUGCCCUAAAGCAGCUAGGGGUAAAUCUGGCCGAUGCAUAAGGCAUGGUGGUGGCAAGAGAUGUCAAAAGGAGUAUUGCACCAAGAGUGCAGAAGGUCAUUCUGGAUUAUGCAUCGCCCAUGGAGGUGGCCGGCGCUGCCAAUAUCCUGAAUGUACAAAGGGUGCCCAAGGUGGUACCCAUUUCUGCAAGGCACAUGGUGGAGGAAAAAGGUGCUCAUACUUGGGUUGCACAAAAGGAGCUGAAGGAAGCACACUAUUUUGUAAAGCACAUGGUGGAGGGAAACGCUGUGCUUUUCAAGGCGGUUGCACAAAGAGUGUGCAUGGUGGCACUCAGUUCUGUGUUGCUCAUGGUGGUGGAAAAAGAUGCGCUGUAUCAGAGUGCACUAAAAGUGCAAGAGGUAGGACAGAUUUCUGUGUUCGUCAUGGCGGUGGAAAGAGAUGCAAAGUUGAGGGUUGUGGAAAGAGCGCUCAGGGCAGCACUGAAUUCUGUAAAGCGCAUGGGGGUGGUAAGCGGUGUUCAUGGGGCCAACCUGAGUCAGGUCUUGGUAUUAGUAGCCCUCCCUGCGAGCGUUUGGCUAGAGGAAAGAGUGGCCUUUGCACUGCACACACUGCUCUGGUGGAUGAUCAAUGUGUUCAUGGGGAAGGUCAACUUCUGGCAUUUAGUUCGGAGAAUCAAGGAAUCACAAAACCUGAGAAGAUGAAAGAGAUUGUUGAUCUAGAUAGAUUUGUUGAAAAGGAAAAUGGAAAGAACCUUAUCCUCUCCUGGGGCCCAAACAAUGCCAAGGAGCAUGUGCAUAGUGUAACAUCUCUUAGUUCUAGGGUGGUUUCUCUUCCAGAAGGCAGGGUGCAUGGUGGCAGUCUUAUGGCUAUGCUUGCUAGCAAUUCAAGUAACGGUAGCACUUCUACAACUCCAGUUGAUUCCAGCAACUCCACACCGGGCAUACCAUACCUUGUGGCUAGUAAGUAGCUUUAAGAGCUAAAGUUUGGGUCUUUGAUGUUCUAUUAUCUGUGUGAAUGACCUCUCCAGUACAUUGUGGUAUUUGGAUUAGUGACCUAGUUAUUGCAAAGCCUGGUUCCUCAUCAACACUGGCAGAAAAGUUCCUGUAGCUUUAACUAGCCGUCUCAUAAACUGUGUAAAUUUAUCUGGAAUGUGAACUUUAGGGCAGGCAAAUGGAUGAUUAUAAUUCUGUCAACAUCGACCAGCUCUAUAGGUAAUCUCUCAUCAGUCCGUGUUCAAGUGUAAAUGUCAUUGUUUUCGUGAUGCUUAUUUAUUUCGGUUGUGAUGUAAAUAUAUUUAAUUUUCUAGAUGUAAAACCUGACAUGGUCUGGCUAUCACAUGUAAUCUGGUAUAAACAUGGUGUUUAUGGUUGCAAAACUUUGUGCUCACUUAUUCAUGGUUUAUCUGAGCUGUACUGUUCUACUUUU
Zingiber officinale is the source of this 2824-nucleotide messenger RNA. RefSeq lists its product as uncharacterized. NCBI's taxonomy places the organism in Eukaryota, Viridiplantae, Streptophyta, Magnoliopsida, Zingiberales, Zingiberaceae. The record is from RefSeq and is a predicted model, not a curated record. The transcript has 3 exons. The coding region runs from base 459 to 2366 and encodes 635 amino acids.